CCUGAAGCUCGUGCAGCUCUGUUUUGAAAUUCCACAAGCAAACGUGUUCAUAAAUGUAAAAAAAAAAGUCCUGUAAACCGACCUCGUGCUGCUCUGUUUUGUCAUGCCAACGAAUAAUAGAAAGAAGCAGGGAGCUGACACUGCGGUGCAGGGGACUAAUGACAGUAGUGUGGUCAGUAAGGUGUCUGCUGCCACACAGGGAUACUUCCAGGAUCUUUUCCUCCAACAUUUCGUCAGCAAAGUGGCCAGAAGAGCCCCGCUCAUCAACAGGGGCUACUAUGUGCGCUGGAAAGCCGUGGAUCACUGCGUGAAAAAGUUUUUGCAGGUUACGGAGCAAUGCAGUAGGAGGCAGGUUUUGUCUCUGGGCGCAGGAUUUGACUCUUUGUAUUUUCGGCUACAUGCCGAGGGAGAGCUGGACAGAGUUGCUGUCUUUGAAGUCGACUUUCCAGAUGUGACACGGCGAAAGGCAGCUCUGAUCCAAUCCAGUGACACACUGAGGGCGAUGUUGGAUCCACAAGUCCAAUUUCCAACAGGUGCUGUUUGUGUGUCCAGUCAUCAGUACCACCUGUUAGGAGUGGAUGUCAGAGAUGAGUUGGCGGCACAGGAGGUUCUCAGUCUAGCUGGACUGGACUGGACGGUCCCAACUGUGAUUCUCUCCGAAGUUGUGCUCACCUACAUGGAGACAAAAUGGUCGGACUCAGUGAUCAGUUGGACCUCCAAGCUUCUGCCUCACUCACUGUUCGUCAUGUACGAGCAGAUUCAUCCCAACGAUCCUUUUGGACAAGUCAUGCAGGAGCAUUUCCUCAAACUGAAUUCUAAGAUCCACGCGCUGCUAAAGUACCCCGACACUGCGGCGCAGAUGAGGCGGUUUCUGGACAGGGGCUGGGACAAGUCUGUGUGUCUGGAUAUGAACAACUUCUACCUGAAGUUGAUCCCAGAAGCGGAGAGAUGUCGGGUGGAGGUGCUGGAGCCUUUUGAUGAGUUUGAGGAGUGGCACCAGAAAUGCUCCCACUACUUCAUCCUCACAGCCUCACGAGGUCCUCUGGCGGCAGCAGCUCUGCUGGCCCACCCUCAUGCAUCCCUAGACUUCCCACUGUCUUGGAGCUCCACCCUUCUGAAGGUGAGGACAACACCAGUCAACGUGGAGGGUCUGGGGAUGACCUCUUCUGUAGUGGAUAGGGACCAGGUUCUGCUGGUGGGAGGCUGUAGCAGAGUUGGACGUGGAAAGCAAACCAGAGUUCUUCGCCGAGGUCCUGAGGGCUGGAUGUGUGUCAGUGUGGAGCCGUCGGAGAUCCUCGGCGUUCGAUUGUACCACACAUCCACCCCUUUACCAGGAGGGGGCGCUCUUAUCUAUGGUGGCCGCUUGUCCCCGCUGAAUUCAGUGAAGGGUGACCCCAUUAGAGUCACAGUAGCCCCCAAGGUUUCAUCGACAGUGUCUGACUGUGGGAAGCAAAAUGAGGCUUUAGAGCUAGUUACAGAGGAGAUGGCAUGUGCUGGUGCUGCUCCUGCCCCCCGGUGGAGACACUCAGCCACUGUGGUCCGUCACAGAGGGGAACAUUUUGUCUUUGUGUUUGGUGGUAAAAACGAGUCUGCGCCUUGUCUGGCUGAUUCUUCCUUCCUGUGUUUGGAGCAGAAACGCUGGACUCAGAUACCACUAGAGGGCGCAGCUCCCGAGGCUCGACAUUCACACUCAGCAUCCGCAUACCAGGGAGGUGCGUUGAUAUUUGGAGGAUUGGGAAUGUGUGGAGAGUCCCUGGGGGACCUGGCCUUACUUAGACCCACAGAAAGGGGCUUCUGUUGGGAGACCCUGCCUCUGAACCCCCCACCUGUCCCCAGGUAUUCCCACCGCUCUCAUGUGAUUGGACGUCAUCUCUGCGUGGUGGGGGGAGUGUGGCUGCAUUCACACCAGGUCCCUGGAGUAGUCCUGAUCAACCUGGAAACCUACACUAGUGUGGAGUUUCCUCUGGACACUACGUCUGUCCCGCGGCCCCUGAUGCUCCACUCCUUCUGCUCGGAGCUGAUGGACCAGACAGAGCUUCUCCUGAUCGGCGGUGGAGGGAACUGCUUCUCUUUCGGCACUCACUUCAACCCCCAGCUGCUCUGUGUGGACCUGCUGCCAGCACUGGGACCGUAAAGUGAGUCCAAAGUGCUCAAACUUCUGACCGAACUGCUGUGUUUGAGACCACUUGCCCCAUAUUAUUUGUAUACAGAUGAAGUGGAGUCGCCAGAGACUCUUGAGAUGCUCACAGGACAGUUUUUAUUUGACCUCAGUUCAAAACCACUAAAAAAAAAUUCAAAUCAUCUCUUCGUCACAAAGUGUGUGGUUCUGCUCGGAUGGAUCAUUCGUUGAAGCGUCGGAAGGACUGGACAGCGGGGCCCACGGCGCCCCAGUCUCCGGGCUUGCGGUACUCGCCCUUCUCCAGGAAGUACUGGCGUCCGCGGUAGUUGGGGUGCUCGUAGAAGACCCACCAGCCGUCGUAGACCUUGCAGGAGUUGACCCCCCUCCAGCGGAACUUCUCCAGGAUGGAGGGGCAGUCCUCCGUGGCCUCGUAGGCCUGACCGCCAAAGUCUGCCUUCUCAUACAGCUGCACCUUGUAGGGGCCACCGCUGGUCUGCAGGGAGAGAAAGCUCGUGAGAUCAUUGUUGGACUUUGGUUGUCACGGUAACUAUAAUUAGAUCGCUCGCUGGCGGCCAUCGAUCGGUUUUAGGAGGGAAAUGGAAUCUGCCUGCAGGCGGUGGGUCGACCAAUUGGAGAGGGCGGUCCAGCUGAGUCACAUGACCAGCUUCCAGUUUAACUAUCUGCCUCAGUGUUUAACCAAAGUUUUAAAGUAGUUAUGUUCACAGUUCAGUCCAUUUUUCCUUUGUUGACUUUAAUGUUAUUUACUCAUUUUAUUUCAACAUGGAAUGAAAGUGUGAAUUACUUACUAUUUCUUUGCACAUUGUUUUUAAACCUCAAUGAGUUAACUUGCUUUUCUACAAAAUCAGAUUUUUCUGCCUGGUUAUUUAAAUGCGUCAUGGUGGGUCAAAUUCAGGAGCCUCUCAACAGCAUUAUUCCCACCGCUCUGACUCUGACCUCACACCUGUCACAUCAGAAAUGAUUCCCGAUUGAACUCACAAAGUGGAUCAUCUUGCAGGAGCUGAGUCUGUCGUUGAGGCCCAUCCAGCGCUGGUACUCCGGGUACUCCCCUCGGGUCAGGACGUACUGGUAGCCCAUGUAGUUGGGCCUCUCGUAGACCACCCAAGACCCGCUCUCCACCCGGCAGGAGUUGCAGCGGCUCAGGUAGGCGUGGAAGUCGGAGCAGUCGCUGUCACACUCAUAGCGGCGACCCUGGAAGUUCUUGUCCUCAUAGAAGAUGAUCUGUGGUCGACAAAGACAAAAGCAUCUUUAACAAGCUUCUCUCGGUGCUGCUCUGCCCCCAGUCAGAGGCUGCGACCUCAAAUAGAGGGUGGGUUUGCCUUCUAGCCUUCUAGCUCAGCUCAUUCCCCUCAGAACUGACACCAAUCUGCUCGACUCCUUUCUUGGUUAUUUGAAGGCUCUGACUGAGAACAUCCCAUAAUACCAGGGAAGUACCUGUAUUUGACUCUAAGACUCACCCGGCCCAUUGUGGACGAAUGUUUCAGUUGUUGCUAACCGGAGCUGCUGCUGCUGCUUCCCCUGAGGUCUCGAUGUUGCUGUGGACCGUCCGCGGCUCCCUUUUAUACCCGAAGCUCGCCUGGCAACAAUCGCGUUGUCAUGAAAAUGAGAUCCAAAAAUUGAGUCAGUGAUUCCAGCGCUAUUCAGUUUUUCCAGAAAAGCGAGAUAGGAUUAUGGCAUAAAGGGCCGGGCACUGCCAGCAACCAUUGACCCCCGCUGGCAGGCUGUUGUGCCCACCUCCCGCUGCCCCCUCUGCACGUGCCCGCACCGGCAGCUGCCCCCACCUGGUGAGCGGCCGCCAGGCCAGGGGCUUAAUUCAGAUGAAUCCAGACUGCAGCUUUGUCCUGAAUAAAAUAAUCGGUUAUUGAUGGAAGUGAUCAAAAGCGCCGGUGCGACAGUUUGCAUACAACGAAGUUCUCUGCUCAAAAGAGUGUCCGUCUGAAGUUUCUCGAGUGAGGGUUCUGCUGUUUAUCAGCGCGUUGUUGCGGAUGGAACACUUGUUUAUCUGAACGCUGCAGUUUAAUCUUGCUGAUUCAGUUUAAUUGGAUUUUCAAUGCAGCGCUCAUACGAUCACAACCAACCUGGAAUAAUCGUGCAGGUGCGACAGUCAGGCCCGCAGAGAAGUUUGAGCAAUUACGUUUUCAAAAAUGAGGAUUGUGUGAUGGGUUCUCAUGUAUCAUGGGUAGUAUCGGCUUCAUGUCACACUUUUGACAGGUGAGUCCAAGACCCCAGGUGAGACGCGCAUGUGUCGACAUACGAUGCUCAGCUUCUUCCUGCAACUGUACAUAGCCAUCUGCAUCACUACUUCGUUGCUCAACUCUGUUCUGUUCACGUGACUCACCAGAUGUUGUGUAGAUGUAAGGUCUUAAGUUCAUAUACUCUCAAUGGAAGAGCGGGCGAACUGGUACUUGGUGAACUUGGACAAACCUGAAUUGUGAGUCUGUUGAUGGAGUCUGGAGAGCUGUUCUCUUGUACUCAGUAGUUAUCCAGGUUUACGGUCAUCACAUUUGCCACGGUGAAUUCUCUUGCUAUAUUCAUUAGUCCAAAGUGCAUGCAGAGCGACUUGGAAUUUUUGAGAACUUUUUUUUUUUUUUUUUCGCUUUUGUAGUAAUCUUAAAUGUUGUGACUUCAUGCACAUCCUGUACAUUCUGGCCCAAGUUAGUAUCCUGAUCCAUGUUUGUCUGACUUCCAGUUCAGUGUGUUCAAACCAAUAAAAUAACUCUUUUUUUUUUUUAUUAAGUGAUCUAUUUGAUACAGCAUGUUACAUUCAGGCUCAAGUUCAGGAGAAACAGCAAUAAGGCAUUUGAUGAUGGGUCAUACAGUAACACUUGAGCUUCCCUUCACAUGGUUUCAGGACGGUUUCAGUACAUGAGGCACAUUCAUGAAAUCUAAUAUUCAACAAGGAGCAGAAAACAGAGACACACACACCCAAUUCAUGAUGUGAAUGACAGUGCCAGCUCAGGAGUAUGAGUCGUCGUCCGUUUGUUUCAACCCUCCAGCAUUCAGCACCUGAGCUCUAGUCUCACAGCUGACAGGAUUCUUCUACCGUGGUUCAGGGAUCCAGUCAAGUCAACGUUCCGACUGAAGGUGCAGCAGGGUCUGGGAUGUAAUAUUAUGGCUGAUAAAUUAGUAUAUAGUAGUUCCAACUGCAUGAACUGCAGCGUGAGAUAACUGAGCUGCUCGGCCACGGCUGUUCUUAGCAGGUGAGCGAUGACCGGGCAUCCAUCUUGCCACACAUGGACUCAGGACCAGCUUUGUCCCCGUCACAGGUCUUGAGCUGUGACGUGGAGGGUGGGAUCAGACUGUCCAGUUCCUGCCUGUGUCCCGUCUCCUGCAGCCACUCGCGGAACUUUGCUUCCACCAGCUUCUGGAACCUGCUCUUCUGCUCCCUGAAGAGUGACCAUAACGUUGCUCAGUGGAACAAACAGGAGUCAAACAUGUCCACAGUUAAGACAAGCUUCAGC
This is a messenger RNA of Synchiropus splendidus (mandarinfish), 5598 nucleotides long. RefSeq names its product leucine carboxyl methyltransferase 2 (gene lcmt2). The record is from RefSeq and is a predicted model, not a curated record. NCBI's taxonomy places the organism in Eukaryota, Metazoa, Chordata, Actinopteri, Syngnathiformes, Callionymidae. The coding region runs from base 104 to 2134 and encodes 676 amino acids. Gene Ontology annotation, biological process: tRNA methylation; wybutosine biosynthetic process. The transcript is spliced from 14 exons. Gene Ontology annotation, molecular function: protein binding; tRNA methyltransferase activity.